Cladocopium goreaui is the source of this 984-nucleotide messenger RNA. The record is from the annotation of a GenBank genome assembly. NCBI's taxonomy places the organism in Eukaryota, Dinophyceae, Suessiales, Symbiodiniaceae.
AUGGUGGGAUGUGCUGUCGCCUUUCUGGCAGUUGCUCUGGCGGAUGUCGAUUUUCAGGGCGCUGGGGUGGGCUCGACCGAACCCGAACUUGAAGCCUUCAUGGCCAAUGAGACAAGGCUGUGUCAGAUGGAACACGCGAGGGCUGCUGUGGCUGCUGUGCCAAUGUCUCGGAGAAUGCUCUGGCGUCGAGCAGACACCAUUGCUGCGGGUUAUCCGUCGCACUUGCAGCAGUACGUCCGACUGCUAGCGUUGUCGUUGACCGGUUCCCUGGACCUGUCGCCGAAGUAUCCCAUGGAAGCAGCGCGACGCUUCUGCGGCCUCGACUGGCCCACUGAACGGGGCUUCACCAUGGUGGGCCUCGUGCGGCUGAGAAACAUCGCUCAGCUGUUGCUCUCAGUGGUUUCUGAGAAGAUUCCCGGUGACUACGCGGAAGUGGGUGUUUGGCGUGGUGGUACAGGUAUUUUAGCAAGAGGCAUCCUCAACGAGCUGGAAAGACAUGGUUCCAGAACCGUGCACUUGUUUGAUGCAUUUGAUGUAAAAGUUUCAAAGUACGAAUCUGGACACAGAGAUCUUUUCGCCCAGACCCGACCACGGGACGUCAUUGAGUACUUUAAGAUGUUUGGAGUGGAUAACAAAGGACUGCAGAUUCACAGGGGCUUAUUCAAUCAGUCAUUGCCACAGUUUUAUGCUAUGCUCAACAACGCAGACCUGAAGAUUGCGGUGUUGCGCAUUGAUGGGAACUGGUACGAUGCACAUCAAGAUGCUUUGUAUUAUUUGUAUAGCUUUGUUCCUGUGGGCGGUUAUGUCAUAUUUGAUGACUUUGCCUUUCCUUGGGUUCAGUCAGCUUGGUCAGACUUCACAAGCGACCAACGCUUCACAGAAGAGGUGGUCUUACUCGAUGCAAAUGGAGGAUACUUUCGAAAGACCAAAGAGGUGCAGGUGAACUUCAGGACCAUGCGAGAACCGCGAGAUUGCAACCUGUGA